AUGGAUCGGGGGCAGCAGCAGGGCGUCAGCCUGCAGCCGCACCGAUUCGACCACCCCCGGAUGCAGUACCCGCAGCACGGCGGCGGCCGCAGCCGCGUGCCGCCGUUCGCGCGCGGCGGCCGCGGCCAGAAGCACUUCUAUCGGCAGCCCCCACCGCCGCCGCCGUCCAUUCAGCCGGGCGCGCCCGCGCGACACAGGUACGAGGUGCUCAUGGAGGCCGGCCGCCUCGCCGCCGAGUACCUGGUGGCCAAAGGCGUGCUCCCGCCGGCAUCGCUGCAGCGGGGCGGUGGAGCUGGGUGGGGUCAGAUGCCGCCCGCGCCUCCGUUGCCGCAGGCUCAGGAAGCCCCCGCGUUCUACGACUCCCGCCGGAAUGGCCGACAGCGUCUUGAUGAUGAGUACGGUAAUCCUAACCCCCGCUCACGCCGGAACCAUGGUGGUGAUUACAAUGGCGGUGACAAUGGUAACUACAAUGGGAGGGGGAAGAGGAAGUUUGGGGCUUACAACAGGAAUUCAGAGUGGGGCCGGGACAGGGAGAGGAGUAGGGAUUAUUUGGAUAGCCGGAAUUAUGGUGAUGAUGACGAGGAGGAUAGGGCUCCUGGGUAUAGGAGGGACCGGCGAGCCAGUGCUGGGAUUGAUGAGGUUGGAAGUAGUGUCUCGGGCGUGGCCGGGGACAGACCAACAUCGAAGCUGGAGGCUGUGGGGGAGUCAGAGUUGGAGGAUACUGGCUCAAAGGUGAGCUCUAACAGUAAUGUCAGGAAGGAUGUUGAUGUCGUGCAAGAGGUGCAGAAUGAGAAUGAGGCUAAUAAAAUGGAGGAGGAUGCUAAGGUGUCUGAUUCGGAGGUCGUUGAGAAAGGGAUCAACAGUGAGAGUAUUCAUACUAAUGCUUCUUCUGGUGUUGUUGAGGAGGGGGAGAUAAAUCAUUCGCCAGUGCCCUCAGAUGACAAGCCUGAUGAUGGUAGUAUUAUGGACGAGAAGGCUGAACAUGACAAGAGUUUAGAUGACAAGGCUGAAUAUGAGAAGGGAUCAAGCGUUGAAAAUAAUUUGCAUGGUGGUUGUCAGAAUUUGCUGAGCAAUUGUAAUUUUGCAAGAGCCCCAACAAGACCACGAUCAAUACCUGCUCAUAGGAAUGGAGCAUCAACCCAUAGAGAUACUGCAUUGGCCAAACAGGUAGAUCUGGCUCCUCCGAUGGUGAUUGAUGAAUCAGCAAAUGACAGCUCCUUGACUAAUGUCCAGGGAGACAAUAAAGAUCACCUUGUCUGCCUAGAACAUACUGACCCAAGUCUUGCUUGCAAUCAAAUGGUGGAACACGUGGGACUCCAAGAAGCAGCAGCACAAACUGAGAUACGAGAUGUGCAAGAACAGAACAGUACUGCACAACAUUACACAGUUCAGGAAAUUAAGGAGUGUGAUGGACUGAAUCCUACACUGGCUUCUCAGCACGAUUGUUCGAAGCUUCAAGUGAGGGAAGAAGUGCAAAUUUACAAUAUUGAUACACCACCACAACAUGAAGACUUGAUUGAUUCAGCUGAUAAAGGGAAAACAACAGAUAGUGUGGAAUUAUUACCUAAUAUCAAAGAUGAAGCUGUUGUCACGAUAAAACAGGAAGAACUUGGUCAAUCUAGCUCAUUUAAAAUAUGUGAUCUCAACCUCAUUGGUAGUCCAGAGCUUGCUGAUAUACGAAAUGAUCCUGGUUUUGGCCAGUGCUCCAAUGUUGUAUGUUCAAUGGAGGUGCAAAAUCAGCAGCCUUUUGAUUUUGGAACAACUGUGGGUAACAAUGCUAGUAACACUGACAGAUUUUCCCAAAUUCCGUUAAAUGAUAAGGUUAUUCAAAUAAUUGAUAUUGAAGAUGACCCUCCAAUUGAACCUAGUGUGUCUGAUACUUUAAGACCAAAAAGUGAGAUGGUAUAUCCAAGCAUGGAUAAUAUGAUGAGCUCUAGUGUGAACACAAACAUUUUCCCUGGCACGCAAGAUGGUUAUAACAUCGCAAUUCCAGAUUUCCUUGGUGCUGAUAUGCCAUGCUACCCACCAUUACAUGCAGACCUUCAUGCCGAGAUGGGCCUAAAUGAUCCAGAGGUCAUUACUGUCAUGGAUGAUCCAAUAUAUGAUUCUCUAGGUGAUAUUGUUUUAUGGAGGUUUGGGAUCAGCAGCCUCCGGACUACAAAUUCUUCUGAUGUGGCGCUAAAUCUUGCUGCUGAAACUGUCCGAGAAUUCAAUGAAUGA
Molecule: messenger RNA, 2220 nt
Organism: Triticum turgidum subsp. durum (durum wheat)
Lineage: Eukaryota; Viridiplantae; Streptophyta; Magnoliopsida; Poales; Poaceae
Source: the annotation of a GenBank genome assembly